AUGAGGCGCUCAGGAGCUCCCAGUCAGCUGGGUAAUGCUGUGAAAAAGCCUCGAUUUAUGCCACCUGGAGCAUCUGCUUCACUCACUGCAGCUGGAUCGAAGCCUGCUGGACUCAAUGCACUGCAUAAGGUCCAGAGAUGUCUUGUUGCCCCAGUUGUGGAGAAAACUUCAUGUAACCUUCAGCCUAAAGCUGCUCCAACUGCUCCCACCUUGUCCAAGGCCCUGGCUCGUGUCCUCAGUGCAACUGAAACCAAAGAAAAUGAGACACAUGAUCCAAAUCUUUUGUUGGAAGACCUUUCGGGUGACAAGAUAACAACAGGAUUGAAUGACCGCCCUCAGUUUACUCACGGGUCCCUUCAGACACCGCCGGCUCCUGCAGCCACCAACUCCAGCUGCAGUCAGGGUGACGCUCGUUACUUCAGUGUGGUGUGGUGUAAAGCCAGUAAGAAGAAACAUAAACGCUGGGAGGGCGACGCGGUGCUGGUGACGAGAGGACGCACUGUCACACUGAAAGACAUGGAGGGCAAAGAUAUUGGAAAGGGUAGUGGCUACAAAGUGUCUCAGUUGGCCUCACUGUCUGAGGGAGAGACUCUGAUGGUCGGUGGGAAGGAGGUGGAGGUGAUGGGGAUCAUUUCUGCUGAGGACUUCGCUAAAGGCCGCUGUUUCCAGGAGGUUCAAGCUGAGCAGGAGUCGGUGUCACAUGCGAGGUCCGCUCCUCCCCCCUUUCGACGCGUGACCCCCAAACCGUUCUGUCCACCAGCAAUGUCAGGCAACGCAGAACACCGAGCACCCCGACCAGAGGAAGAACAUACUUAUAAACCUCGACAUGACCCUCUAGCACCCGGUGCUCUGGUGAUGCCUCGUCCCUCUGCCAACCACCAGUGGUCCAAUAACAAGUCAGGCCUUCCUUUAGUAGACGUUGUGGUGGAUCCGCACCUGACCACCCACCUGCGGCCGCACCAGAGAGACGGCCUGCUCUUCCUCUAUGAAUGUGUUAUGGGCAUGAGAGUUGUUGGUCGCUAUGGUGCCAUCCUGGCUGACGAGAUGGGUCUGGGAAAGACUCUGCAGAGCGUGGCACUGAUCUGGACAUUGCUGAAACAGGGACCUUAUGGAGGGAAGCCUGUUGCUAAACGUGUCCUGGUGGUCACGCCAGGAAGCCUCGUGCAGAACUGGUCCGCAGAGUUUAACAAGUGGCUGGGCUGUGAGAGGAUCAAGGUUUUUACAGUGGACCAGGACCACAGGAUCGAGCAGUUCGUGAUCUCCCCUCUUCACAGUGUCCUGGUGAUCAGUUAUGAAAUGCUGCUGCGCUGCCUGGAGCAGGUGCAGAAAGUGCAGUUUGGUCUUGUAAUUUGUGAUGAGGGUCACAGACUGAAGAACAGCAACAUCAAAACGUCCUUGGCCAUCAACAGCCUCAGCUGUAAUCGCAGAGUCAUACUCACAGGCACUCCGGUACAGAACGACCUGCAGGAGUUUUAUGCAAUCAUAGAGUUUGUUAAUCCAGGAAUUCUUGGAUCAUCAACCGGAUAUAGAAAAGUGUACGAAGAGCCGAUCUUACGCUCCAGACAGCCAUCCUGCAGCGAGGAGGAGAGGGUUCUGGGUGAAGAGCGAGCGGCCGAACUCUCUCGCCUGACUGGCAUGUUCAUCCUGAGGAGAACGCAGGAGAUCAUCAACCGCUACUUGCCUCCUCGCCUCGACUGGACGCUUUUCUGCGAGCCGUCGACUCUGCAGCAGGAGCUGUACACCCAGCUGCUCUGCCACCGGGUCUUCAGGGCCUGCCUUCAGGGAUCCACUCAGACGCACACACACCUGGCCUGCAUCACCGCACUGAAGAAGCUCUGCAACCAUCCUGCUCUGCUUCACUUCACCGUCAAGGAAAAAACAGACAGUGGGUCUGUAGAGAGUUCAAUAUACGAAGGCCUGGUCGACGUCUUCCCAGAAUCCUAUUCUUCUGGCACAUUCAAUGCUGCAGACUCUGGAAAGCUGCUGGUUCUUUCUGACCUGCUCGCUGCCAUCAGACAGCUCAGCCCUUCCGACAGGGUGGUGGUCGUGUCAAAUUACACCCAGACGCUCGACAUGCUGCAGGACCUGUGUGCUCAUGCGGGCUACACCUUCUGCCGGCUGGAUGGACAGACGCCCACAAGCCAGCGACAGCGGCUGGUCGACAGUUUUAAUAGUCCUUAUUCUCAAAACUUCCUGUUUCUGCUGAGCUCCAAAGCGGGUGGGGUGGGGCUUAAUCUGAUCGGAGCCUCGCACCUGGUGCUGUACGACAUCGACUGGAACCCAGCCAAUGACAUUCAGGCCAUGGCUCGGGUGUGGAGAGACGGGCAGAAAAAGACGGUGCACAUCUACCGCCUUCUCACUGCAGGUACCAUUGAGGAGCGUAUAUUUCAGAGACAGGUCUCAAAACAGGGGCUUUCUGGAACCGUGGUUGACCUGGGGAAAGGGACAGAGCACGCCAGCUUCUCCAUCAGUGAGCUUCGAGAUCUCUUCAGUCUGUCUGACACGCCCUGUCUCACCCACGACCUGCUGAACUGUGACUGCAGUCUGGACGGAACAGUCAACGCACUUUCAGAGGAGGAAGAGCCAGUCCACGACCGGCCGUGCCAGCUGGGUCGCCAGGGUGACCGCAGGGGGGCAGCGGGAGCGACGCAGAAACACCUGAGCAUGUCCGAGCUCAUGCAGUGGAGACACUUCUCUGGUGACACACACACUUUCUCAGACCCCUACCUCGAUCUCGCGCGAAACCACAUCACAUUCGCCUUCCAGACCACCAUCUCCCACGCGACUCAGUGAACUCUCGAUACACACGCACCCUCUUCUUGUUUGUCUUUAGGCCCGCUGGGCUUUGUCAGCCGAGACUCAAUGAGUGACUGAACAUCCAGCGACUGCUGUAUUUAACAAUUUCUGAUGUU
Salarias fasciatus (jewelled blenny) is the source of this 2912-nucleotide messenger RNA. It is a transcript of the gene rad54b, whose product is annotated as RAD54 homolog B. Gene Ontology annotation, molecular function: ATP binding; DNA translocase activity. The record is from RefSeq and is a predicted model, not a curated record. The coding region runs from base 1 to 2793 and encodes 930 amino acids. NCBI's taxonomy places the organism in Eukaryota, Metazoa, Chordata, Actinopteri, Blenniiformes, Blenniidae. Gene Ontology annotation, biological process: reciprocal meiotic recombination; double-strand break repair via homologous recombination. Gene Ontology annotation, cellular component: nucleus. The transcript is spliced from 15 exons.